Dissoconium aciculare CBS 342.82 is the source of this 2075-nucleotide messenger RNA. RefSeq lists its product as uncharacterized. The transcript has 3 exons. Bases 1 to 1770 code for a protein of 589 amino acids. Lineage: Eukaryota; Fungi; Ascomycota; Dothideomycetes; Mycosphaerellales; Dissoconiaceae. The record is from RefSeq and is a predicted model, not a curated record. Gene Ontology annotation, biological process: phosphatidylcholine biosynthetic process.
AUGACCACCGACCUCGAUCAAAUGGCUGCUGCCAAAGAGGAAAACUCCAAGCCGCCUCCCACGUCUUCCGAAUCAGAUGAUGCUCUCAGGACGAACGGCCAUGCGACACCCAGCAACAUCAACACCGGCGAUUACCUCUCCGCCGGGGGAGGUUCGGCCAGUGGUCUCAGCACACCGACCACGCCUGGGCUCUCCGCCAACUUCGACUCCUUCGACCGCGAGAGUUUCCCUCCCGUCGACCGCCUGACGAUGUUCGACAUCCUCGAGAACCUCGCCCUCCCGCAACGGCUCGAGCGCAUGCAGAGCGCGAUCCACGACAACGCCGAGAAGCUCCGCCGACAGCGGCAACGCCUCACCACCCGCGCCUUGUCGAGCAAGAACAUCGUGGUGGACGAAUGGAGGAAACGCGUCAAGAUCGACCCGGAUCAACAGUUGGAGAAGUACCGCAAGCGGAUGCGCAUGUCGGUGGACCGGCUGAGCAGGAGAUGGAAUGCCGCAAAGUCGGUGACGGUCAUGGAGAAGGUCUCGUUCGUGACGGCCGUGUUGAACAUCUUCAUUUCCGCAUACAUCAUCGGCGCAUACCCCGAAUAUUUCCACUACUGGUACUCGCUUCAGCUCGCCUACUUCAUGCCCCUGCGAUGGUACAAAUACCAUCAGAUCGGAUUCCACUAUUUCCUCGCGGAUCUAUGCUACUUCGUCAACAUCUUACUCGUCAUGUCGAUCUGGGUCUUCCCCCAUUCGAAACGACUCUUGAUCAGCACGUAUUGCCUGGCCUUCGGGAACAACGCAGUCGCGAUCGCCAUGUGGCGGAACAGUCUGGUGUUCCACAGUCUCGACAAGACAACGACGUUGUUCAUCCACAUCAUGCCCUGCGCCACCCUCCACGUCCUCGUCCACCUCAUCCCUGAAUCCAUGCAAAGGGCCAAAUUCCCGGCCAUCCACACCAUCAAAUUCUCCCCCGUCGACGCCCCCGAACACUACAGCCUGCUCGACAUGAUCAUCUGGGCGACGCUCCCCUACGCCAUCUGGCAGCUCUCCUACCACUUCCUCAUCACCGUCCGCAAACGCUCCAAGAUCGCCGCCGGCCGCCCGACCUCGUUCACCUGGCUGCGUAGGAGCUACCGGGGCAACUUCCUCGGCAAAUUCGUCCUGUCCUUCCCGGACGCCUACCAGGAGUGGGUCUUCAUGGGCAUCCAAUACUGCUACGCCCUGCUCACCAUGACCCCCUGCCCCAUCUGGUUCCGCAGCUCGUACGCCUCGGCCUUCUUCAUGGUCGUCGUCUUCGGCUGGGCCUCCUGGAACGGCGCGACCUACUACAUCGACGUCUUCGGCCGCCGCAUGGAGAAGGAGCUCGAGGCCCUCCGCAAGGAGGUCGCGCGCAUGGCGAAGAGCCCCGAACUCGCCGGCCAGGACGGCUCCUCUAACGGCGCCUUCAGCCCCAUCUCCAGCCCCAACGGCCCUUCCGCGCUCGAUGGCGCCGCGACGUCCUCGGCCUUGGACCUCGGUCCCGCGGCGCAACUCGGUUCUCCCGCCAUGAGCGGCGAGGGCGGCGGCGCGUCGAUGCAUUAUCGCGGGAAGUCCAUCGAAGGCAUUCCGUAUCUGGAUAACGAGUCGGUCGUCGACUCGGUGGAUGCCACGCCCGCGGGGGAGGCCGGGAUUGUCCGCACGAUCGACGGCGGAGUCACCGUCAGCGGGGAGACGCCGUUUGCGAAGUUGGGUGGGGAGCAGGAGGCGGGGGAAUAUUUCGCGGAUCAUGCCAAGACGAGGUGAAUGGGGACGCUGUCCCCAUGAUGGACUCUGAUCGAGUCGGCGCCUUUUGGGCUGUUGAUCUGUGCGCGUGGAGGAACGAAGAAGGAGGAAGACGGAUGAUUACGAUGUCACGUGUAUGUGUGUGUGUGUGUGUGUGUGUGCUUGGUCUCUCUGCCUGCUGCUUGCCGCUCUUGAUAAUUUCGAGUGUUCAUCACUACUUUUAAAUAAUACCCCACCACUUCACAUCAGAACCAGAAGGAUCUCCGGAUCUCUUGAAGAGUUUCCAUUGCAUGACUUUGAAUAACUUCAUGAAAGCGCUUCUUUAC